This is a messenger RNA of Ectocarpus sp. CCAP 1310/34, 1420 nucleotides long. NCBI's taxonomy places the organism in Eukaryota, Phaeophyceae, Ectocarpales, Ectocarpaceae. The record is from the annotation of a GenBank genome assembly.
CUACUGCAGAAGACAUUUUUUCGCCAUGGCCGGUCUCCUGUGCGCCUCUGCUGGGUCACGUGCUAGAUCGCGUACAUGUACCCAUGCACUUCACUGCGCAACGUUCAGGCGCGGAUAUGCAGCAGCAGCAAGACCAACACCGCCCGUGGCUGCAGCAAGGGUGGAGUUUGUCGUGACCCUAGAGCGUGCCGUUGUCACCGACACCGAGGACGGGACCCUAUGGAAGAGCGGAGUGUUCGACGCGGAAAUACAUCCAGACCUACCCCCGGCGGGUACCAUGGCUGGGCUUGUCCGCUACUACCUUCGAAGAGCGAAGGCGGCAGUGUUCGAGAUGAGACCCGAUAGGAACAGCGACAGCAGCAGCAAAGGGGAGAAGUCAACGGGAUCGGAUACAGACACCGUCGGUCGAAGCGUUGCGAGGGAUGGAAUCGAGGGGGGUUAUCUCGUCCGCACCGUCCCGGUGCAACUGUCGCGACAAAAGGCGAGAGACGCAGCAUGUGCUGAUGGGGUAGAUGCAGAGGGGGCCAAAGUCCCGAACGUGCGGCCUGCCGAUGCGCUGUUGCUGGUUUCUGGAAGCCACCCCGGGCGACGCCUGCCGUUCGCCAAGAGUUUCCUCAUGGACGUCUACGACGAGCUUCGCUUGGCAACAAGCAUGCGAAAUAGCGGCCAUUUGCCGAAGGGUUUGGCCCUUUGGGCAGUCGCGAACCCUUUGACGGAGGUGGACGAGGCGGGGAUUGACCGCGUUCGGAAGAAGGUGGAGCUCGGGGCCGAGGUUAUUCUCACGCAGCCGCCUCUUGCUUGGGAACUAUUCGAACGGUGGCUUCAAGGCGUUCAUACCAGCGGGGCUCUGGGAGGAAGUGCCGCGGCGAGAAACGACGGAUUGGCAAAGCCCGGGGAGGGGACGGAUGCCACGAUGAAGAUGUUCGAAGCGUCCGGGUCGACGGGCGAAGAGCGGUCUACGCGCCGCCCGACUGCCGCAGCAGAGGGACAAAGAGGAGGAGACUCCACAGCGAGGAUUCUGGUAGGGUUGCCUGUGAUCACCGCACCGAAGGGGCUCCGCUUCUGGCUCAACCUGUGCGGGUUGCACGACAAUCCGGGUGUCUGCAAGCAGGCCUUCGAGGCCUUCGGACACCCUUCAUCGGUGGUGGCGAGGACGGGGACUGAGGAACCACAUGGACAUCCCGCCGGGGAAAAGCAAGCAUCAGCCGUUGCUGGGUCGACUCCGUCCCCGUACGGACAGGAGUGGUUGGAGACUACGAUGUUGAAGCUCAAGAGUCUGGACGGGAGCGGGUUGGGCGUGGCAGGGGUGCAUCUCAUGGCGCCUGGCCGAGCGCCCCGGCGGCGGGCGAUACAGCUUGCCGCUGCAGGAUUUUUCGGGGAACCUCGCUGAUGCCGUUGUUCUAUUUGUAACCCGUAAUUU